Messenger RNA from Fusarium poae, 2043 nucleotides. RefSeq lists its product as uncharacterized. The coding region runs from base 1 to 2043 and encodes 680 amino acids. Gene Ontology annotation, biological process: DNA-templated transcription; positive regulation of transcription by RNA polymerase II. Lineage: Eukaryota; Fungi; Ascomycota; Sordariomycetes; Hypocreales; Nectriaceae. The record is from RefSeq and is a predicted model, not a curated record. Gene Ontology annotation, molecular function: sequence-specific DNA binding; zinc ion binding; DNA-binding transcription factor activity, RNA polymerase II-specific. The transcript is spliced from 3 exons.
AUGUCUGAUUCACAAGUCAAAUCAACGAGUUUGAGACCCAAUCGUCGUCGUCCUCGAGGUCUUGCUGCUUGUAGUCGGUGCAAGAGCCGCAAGCAGCGCUGCGAUAAUGGAUUUCCAGCGUGCUCAAAUUGCAGCGAUGCAGGAGAGAAAUGCUCCUACGGUGCCAAUCAAUCGUAUCCAGCCGAGUAUGUCAAGUCACUCGAGCGUCAAAUCGCAAGGUUACAGGCCGAGGUAGCUUCGCCGCGGUCAAGCGUCGCCAGUCCAACAAGCAGUUCCUCUAUCCAACAGCAACAGAUGCUACCCAAGGUCGUCACUCAACCCAACAUCAAUGAGCCAGCAAACGCUAGCGAAACAGCUGUUUCUGACCUGGAAGCUAGCGCUGGGAUUGUUGCUCCAUGCCCAGAUUCUUUCCUGGGAACCUCAAGCGGCUAUCCUCUUACGAAGCUACUGAGAUUAGCAUUACCCCCAGUCGAUGCACACCAAAGCGACCAGGCAGCAGAUCUUCACCAAUUGAAUACCGCAACAAGCUCUUCAAUAAGCAUGCACGACAACGUCGGGCAGCAGACUGGGGACGAUCAAGUCUCUGGCGGCUCAGAUUUGCCCAGCAAGGAAGUCGGCGAUAAACUCAUCGAAGCGUACUAUGCGAGGGUACAUCCUAAGCACCCCUUCCUGUCUCGUAAAAGAGUUCAAUUGUUACACCAGGCUAGGAACGAGCUGAUACCAGCGCAUAAAGCUGUGCGUUCAGAGGAUAUCCGGAAUAAAUGUGACUAUGCGACAUUGCAACUGGUUUAUGCCAUUGGAGCACGUUACUUGCAGCUGAGCAAUGAUGAUGAUCAUUCAUCUCCAACGCGACAUUAUGCCUGUGCAAUGGCAGAUGCAGACUUUGUAUUCGCGACAGGUAGUCUCGAGAGCUUGGAAACAAUGCUUCUUCUCACUAUCUACCAAUUGAGGUCAUCAACCGGGCCUGGUGUUUGGUGGAUGACCGAAACAACAAUGAGGUACUGCAUCGAUAACGGCCUUCACCGGCAAACCACUAACCUCCCUCCAUACCUCGAUGAGAGGCGAAAACGCAUCUUUUGGACGACAUACAUGUUGGAGAGAUCAGUUGCCCGGACUAUGGGUCGACCUCACUCUAUUGCUGAUAGAGACAUUGACGUCCCGCUCCCAGCCAACGUUGACGACGAACUGGAUACUGACGAAACCAUCGUCACGGCCAUCGCUGAAUCGGAUCAAAACCCUUCGCGGAUUACCGCUCUUACGCCUGCCAUUCACAUCUUCAGGCUACAAAAAAUUGAUUCCAGGAUUUCACAUACGGUUUGUCGUGUGGACAAGGAUGUUUCGGCGAUAAAACCACACAAGGUGGCUCGUCUUCGAGAGGCUUUGGAAGAGUGGAAGGCCGGUAUUCCUCAAACUGGACCUGAGAAUACGCCGCAUCCUUACCUCACAACGGACUAUCACAUGAUACAAUACCACAAAGCCAUCAUUUUGCUUAAUCUUCCCUUCUUACCCACCCUCACCCCGCGGACCCCGACGUUUCACGAGAUCGUUCACUCCGCGGGACAGAUUUGCAUCUUGUCUAAACGCCUCCAUGACCAGCAGACGUACAUUUCCUUCUCGUUACUUUCAUUACAUGCCAACUUUGUCGCCGGCUUGGUUAUGGUGUACUGUUUCUGCCUUGACUCGUCCAUCUUUAGUCCCAAGUUUAGCAGAAGCGUGCGAGCGUGCAGCACAAUGCUGUACAUCAUCUCAGAGCGAUGGCCGAGAGCAGUGCAGGCACGCAAGGCGUUCGAUCAUCUUGUCGCUGCUACGAUAGAAUGCGACGGAGAAGCAACGACUGGACCGUUGAGAUCUGAAGAUAGCUUGCUGCCUACAUCACAGGACGGUCUUCAGCCUGGCUUUGGGGUGGGCGAGGCUGGUAAUCCAGAGGCGUGGAGUAAUUUUGAGACGAUACUCGGGGAUUACCAGAUCGAUUUGGGAACUUGGAUGCACGAUAGUAUUUCCGACAUGAUAGGCACUUUUCAGCCAAUGGAUUGUUUACAGUAA